CCAAAUGAAAGGCAAAGGCGCAGAACGGGUAUGAAGCGCGUUCAUGUUGAAGGCGUGAUUCAGAACCAACAAGAUUCGUGCACCUGCAUUUCCCGAACAUUCAGCUGCUGCUAUUGGAGGCAGAGAAUAUUCUCAUCUCCCUCCUGAAAUUAUCUCAACUUCCACAAGGUCUCCUUCCUCUUCCCUGCGACCACCUACACAAUCCCGGAAUCCCCCGCCAAAAACCCAUAAGCUAUAAAGUUUACCAUGAUUAACUCCCUAUGCACCUCCAUUGAAUUCAUCCACCUAAAUUCUCCACCAUUCUCCCACUACAGAUUCCCCAAACCCCUUUUUCUCAUUCCGCAAUUCGCCCCCCAAAAACCCCCAAAACCCCUCUCCCUAUCCGACCCCAAUUCAUCUGGUAAAUGGGCCAACAUCAGAGCCUGUGCAGCAGCAGCAGCUGCAGCCGAGAGCGAAAUCGAUAUGGUGAGAACCAAAGAAGGCAUCUACACAGCUAAGCCUAAGAAAGUAGUGGUCUUAUGGGACUUAGAUAACAAGCCCCCUCGCGGGCCGCCGUACCAGGCGGCGAUGGCCUUAAAAAAAGUGGCCCAGCAUUUCGGCGACCUGGUUGAUAUCUCUGCUUACGCUAAUCGACACGCUUUCAUUCAUUUGCCUCAAUGGGUUGUUGAAGAACGCCGAGAACAACGGCGUAUGGACAUUCUUGAGAGGAAAGGUGUUUCUACCCCUUCUGAACCGUAUAUUUGCUCUGUUUGCGGGAGAAAAUGUAAGACACAUUUGGAUUUAAAGAAGCAUUUUAGGCAGUUGCAUGAGAGGGAGAGGCAAAAGAAGCUGAACAGAAUGAGGUCAUUGAAAGGUAAGAAACGACAGCGUUUUAAAGAAAGGUUUAUUGAUGGCAAUGAGAAGUAUAAUGAAGCUGCAAGGACUUUGACUUCGCCGAAAGUUGGGUAUGGAUUAGCCUCCGAGCUUAGUCGAGCUGGGGUGUUUGUGAAAACGGUGGAGGAUAAGCCACAGGCUGCUGACUGGGCAUUGAAAAGGCAAAUGCAGCAUUCUAUGAGUAGAGGGAUUGAUUGGUUGCUUUUGGUUUCGGAUGAUUCAGAUUUUUCUGAGAUGUUGAGGAGGGCGAGGGCGGCCAAUUUGGGGACUGUUGUCAUUGGCGAUGGGUACAGAGCAUUAGGGAGGCAAGCGGAUUUAUGGGUGCCAUGGAAUGAUGUGGAGAAUGGGGAGAUUAAGGAGGAUGAUUUGGUGUCGCGGAUAAAGAGGAGGAGGGAAUCUGGAGGGAGGAGGACUGGGAGGUUUUCAGUCAGUGAGUUUGACGGGGGAUUAAACGGGGAGGGGAGUGUAGACAGCUUGAUGGAUCAGCUUGUUGGGACAACGGAAUUUGAUGGAAUGAGAAUUUCGGCAUUUUCUGAAGGGGAGGAGGAAGAGGAUGAGGACAGGGAAGAGGAACAGGACUGGCUGAGGGAGAAUCAAAGAGGUUAUGUUCAGAUUGGACUAAAAAAUUCUAUUGAUGACGAGGAAGAUCCUGAUGAGUACACUGAGGAGGAAGAUUAUGUUUUAGACAGUGAGGAGGAAGGGGUAGAAGAGGAUGGUUUGCAAUUCUGGUAAACUGUGCUUCUGUAAAUGGUUCGGUAGUGUGAUAUUUUUGGCAUGGCCUGAUAUGAGAUUAACGCUGAUUUGUCUGCUUCAUGCUAAGUAUCAAUUAAGGGAUAAUAAUGGGAACAAGAGUUAAUUCCUAACUGCACAUGGAAUUAGCUGCUCGGAUUCUUGAUUUGCCAGACAAUUUUGUUGAACUUAUCAGUGCUAUUGCAGAUUUGAGUCUUACUUUAGGUCCUUGAUGUUGUCUUGCUUUUCCUUUCAUUCUGGGAUGUUGAGGAUUAUGGUGUCCGUCAUGUUGCAGAAAUGGAGGUUUAUGUGUUUCAUCAUUUCUCACUUCUGGUCUUAUGCACGAGGUUAGUUAUUCUCCCAUUUGAUUCUAUGGCAUGUUGUGGCAGACAAUACUUCCUCCAGUUAUAUUUUAGUUCAUCGGCUGUCUUAGGCCCACAUUUUCUCAUUGCAGGUGAUGCACAUUAAAAUCCACCACAGUUUAAGAAAGGAACUCCUAAAAGCUACGGAUAGUAGUAACAGAAUAUUUUCUUUCUUUAGUUGUCUUGAACAUGAAAGAUUUGUUGGCACAGCUGAGGGGAUGAUAGUUUAUGAUUUUUGGUCGCUACAAUGUUAGAUAGGAUAAAGCAUAAUGGAUUUGUUCUCACUGGUUGGCCAUUAAAUUAUUUGCCAUGACUUGGGUUUCUCAUAUUCUUUAUUGCGGUCCAUUAUAGUUUGGUGAAAUAUGGGUUUGUCCGAAGCCAUGCUAAAACUUGAAUGGCUAUAUAUUCGUUCAUUGAGGAUUUCUGUUCUAUGGGUUACUAAUAGCUUCAAAGAGAUGCUUUUGUCAAACAGAGUAAGAUUCCAACACUCUUUUGUCGGAUACAGAAAUUUCUAUGCCAACAAAAAUCUUCGACGGCUAGAUGCGGUUGCUUUGGUGCCAACGCAGGUCUACACGGCUGCCUUAAUUCAUAUUCGCAUUACAUAUCUUACCAGUUUGGACCAUUAAAUUUAGAGGCUGUGUAAGUAAGGAAAGUAAUUCUUUUAUACCACCUCUUUGAAAAGGAUGCUUCAAAAGUAACUGGCUUUUGAACUCCUUGCUUGUAGUUGCGUAUCUGAAUGCCGGAAUUGCUUAUCUUCUGUCCAGACUACUGAUUUUGAGGCCACGCUGCUGAGAUUGUUUUCAAUCAUUUGUCUGCAGUAACAACAACAGCAGCAGCAGCAAAAGAAGAAGAAGAAGAUUUGCCUAUUAUUUGUGUGUAAUGGGAUAUUAAUGUAAUUGCACAGCCAACAUGGAGUACCAUACCACAUCGUAAAAUUGUCGAGGAUGGUAGUAGGUCUCUUGUCAUGUUUUAAUAAUGCAGCAGGUUCCUAUGCUUAGAGCUUCUGUAUCGACACACUUGCCAUAUAAGGAAGGAUGCAUCUUCGGCUGGUCCCCUUGUGGACUCCUGCUGAUGCUGAGCAUGGCCUAGUUGAAAGCAUGCCCAUUUGCUGCCGCUAUCAAGUGCGUAAAAAGGCAUAAACAGAUUUUUGGAGGCCAAGAAAAGGAGGCUGACGGUUGAAAGGGCGCCAUCAUUCUCAAUAAUAUUAGCAGCCUGUAGUGUAGCAGCGGCUGUGGCUGCCCAUAGGCCGUAGCCUUAGAAUGGACCGACCUGUCGGCAACCCCUAUUUUGCUUGCUGACGCAGGUGGCCAAGCUUUCAAGCUUUAUCUCUAGUCAGGCUACAUCCCCAAGUUUCAGCUGUUUUUCCGUUCUUGUCACUUUGUUUUACUGGUCACGUUGUGCUA
Coffea eugenioides is the source of this 3367-nucleotide messenger RNA. RefSeq lists its product as uncharacterized. The record is from RefSeq and is a predicted model, not a curated record. NCBI's taxonomy places the organism in Eukaryota, Viridiplantae, Streptophyta, Magnoliopsida, Gentianales, Rubiaceae. Bases 247 to 1605 code for a protein of 452 amino acids. The transcript is spliced from 2 exons.